AUGUCGGAAAGAUCUGUUGGAUCCGAUGAAUGUGAAUGCAGACAACUACUUGAACUUGAAAAUCAGAUUGAGAAGAACAAUAUAAUUUUGAAGUCUUUACAGGAUUUAGAAUGUACACUUAAAUGGCUUGACAACACAGAACGGAUUGAGGAUGCAGUUGAGGGAAACUGCAUUAGAUUGUCACUUAGGACAUACAUUCCGAAGUUGGAAGACCUUUUCUCCCCAAAAAAAGUUGGAGAUGCCACUGAGCCAUCGGAAGUAAAUCAUGAGCUGCUAAUGGAACUUCUGGAGGGGACUAUAGGUUUAAGGAAUGUUGAGGUGCUGGCCACUGUUGGCGGUGCCUACAUGGCUUGGGCUGACAUUGCAGUGCUCCACCCAAGGGUGAUGCCAUGCCAGCCCCUUCAAUGUCCAUGCAGACACUCAUUGGAGUACUUGGAUAAAGAUGAGACAGUAGUGGCUCAUGCGGUUGGAGGAGUUGAUGCAUUCACCAAGGUCCCUCAAGGUCCCACAAGGUUGGCCAUUGUUAAGUUACUCCAUUGA
Molecule: messenger RNA, 540 nt
Organism: Prunus dulcis (almond)
Lineage: Eukaryota; Viridiplantae; Streptophyta; Magnoliopsida; Rosales; Rosaceae
Exons: 5
Coding region: 1-540 (179 amino acids)
Source: RefSeq, a predicted model, not a curated record